This is a messenger RNA of Carya illinoinensis, 1304 nucleotides long. Its product is annotated as pseudo histidine-containing phosphotransfer protein 2-like. Gene Ontology annotation, biological process: phosphorylation; cytokinin-activated signaling pathway; phosphorelay signal transduction system. The transcript has 6 exons. Lineage: Eukaryota; Viridiplantae; Streptophyta; Magnoliopsida; Fagales; Juglandaceae. Bases 550 to 1101 code for a protein of 183 amino acids. The record is from RefSeq and is a predicted model, not a curated record. Gene Ontology annotation, cellular component: cytoplasm; nucleus. Gene Ontology annotation, molecular function: protein histidine kinase binding; histidine phosphotransfer kinase activity.
CUCUCUCUCCCUCUCUCUCUCAGAGAAUAUACUCGGUUUAGCCUUUUUGUCUUUUGAUUUUGUUGCCUUUUAUUUUUUGUUUGGGUGUUGAGUAAAAGAGGAUUUCUGUUUGGCUGCUUAGAAAAUGUGGGAUUUUUUUGGACUGUUGCGACUUCCUUUGUUGUAGCUGUAUUCGUUGUUUUUCCCUUUUCCACGGCUGACAUUCAGUCUCAUUCAUAUAAAUAACAUUAUGUAAGAUUAGACUCACUUUUUAUUUGAGUUCUAGAACCUGCACAUCCCAUGAUCACUCUAUGAUGUGGAUUUUUGCUCUUUGGAUUUUUAGCUUGCAAAAUUAUAUACAUAUGUAAUGACCUCUUGAUGUAACUCAGUUGAAACUUAUUGUAGUUUCUAAUUGCAAUUCUACAAGCAAUAUUUCACUAAUUGCUUUUAGUUUGAAUUUUUCUCAUCGUUUUCUACUAACAAAAAGCAUCAAAACAAUUUCUAUCAAAAUGUUUCACAUCUUAUUGUGGGAGCGUUUGGGAGAAAACGAAAUGGAGAAGGGGAGCAGAAAUGGCUUCUGAAGAGAGGAAAUUGGUGCUGGGGAAAGGGAGAAAGGGGAAAUGGCCGCUGGGGAGAGGAAAUUGGCACGGGCAGAGGAGAAAGGAGGGGAUACUGCUUGAGGGAGGGGCAAGAAAUGAAUAUUUUUUUAUUAUGCAUCAAAUCUUAAAUGACGAGUUCAGUCUUGUGGAGGAGAUUUUCACGCCCUACUUUGUUGAGACGAUUAUCAUCGUGUAUUUUGAUGACUCGUCAAAAUAUAUCGAUAUCAUAGAACAAGCACUUAUGGAGGAAGCCCCACUCGAUCUAGCCAAGCUGGAUGAGUUUCUAAAUCUGCUCAAACGCUGCUCCAGAUUUGGUGCUCAAAGGUUGCCCAUUGAGAUUAAUAAAGUUCUGGAAUGUUGCAACGCAAACGACAAGGAAGGGAGUAAGGCUGCAUUCCAGAUGGUAAAGGAGGAGUACACCACUUUGAAGGACAGACUGGACGCCUAUAUAGAGCUGACGCAUCGAGCUCAGAUUGCAGGGUUAUCUAAGCGCUCAAGUGCAGGAGGGAGUAGUACUAUAUGAUUUUUGAGUCCCUGGAAAUAAUAAUGAAUACUAUAUAUAGUCAGCCAUUUUUUCUCUGCAUGCGUACUUGCUAUUGCUACAUAUAUAUGUUUUAAGAUCUGGUCCUUAAUGUCUCCUACUCCUAGCUUGGGAAACUAUUUCUUUGUUUAGUCUGUAAUAAAGGUUCUUAUAUAUAUGUUGACAGUAUGCAUACUAAACAUCAA